Molecule: messenger RNA, 3076 nt
Organism: Acanthaster planci (crown-of-thorns starfish)
Lineage: Eukaryota; Metazoa; Echinodermata; Asteroidea; Valvatida; Acanthasteridae
Biological process (GO): heterophilic cell-cell adhesion; establishment or maintenance of epithelial cell apical/basal polarity
Cellular component (GO): plasma membrane; protein-containing complex
Molecular function (GO): calcium ion binding
Source: RefSeq, a predicted model, not a curated record
AUAUAAAGUAACGCAACAUCAACUGCGCCAGGGAUAAUCGCCAGAGCUAAGUAAGACAGGUGCAGGACUUCUGUCUCACAUUCCCAGCACUUAUAUCCAGAAAAACACCUUCAGGGAAACUUACAGAGGAACGUUAUAUCUAAAAGGUUGUGGAGGAGGUUACAAUGAAGGCACAGCUUACAAUUCUCCUAGCUUUGGCAACAGCCGGCUACUCCUUUCCUUCUGGCAGCUCGACCGGCUCCGCAUGUAACCCCAACCCUUGCUUCAACGGUGGCACCUGCAUGGAUAUGGGAGUGAUGUACAUAUGUGUCUGCGAAAGUGGAUACCUUGGGGCACAGUGUGAAACUCGUGAAACUGCAGUGGCUGUUGUAGAUGAGGACCCGUGUGCGUCCAGUCCAUGUCUUAACGAUGGGCUGUGUUUUCGUCAGGAUCGCUGGGGGACGAGCGAUAGACUCUUUCGCUGCGUCUGUCGGGGAGAUUUCACGGGCGCCCUCUGUGAUGCACAACUCGUGUCGUCGGCCUGCGACGUCAACCCGUGCCAGAACCAAGGAUCUUGUGAACUCAAUGCCGACUCGGAGUCUGGAUACGUGUGUCGAUGUGCCGACUUUUUCGGCGGAACGAAUUGCGAAAUAAUGCCAUGUGAUCAGAAUCCCUGCCUCAACGGUGGUGAUUGCUUUUCGGGAUACAGGAACAGAGGUGACUUCAUGUGCAGAUGCCCAAGAGGCUUUAAAGGAGAACACUGUGAAGUCUCUGAUCCAUGCAUGGACAAUCCGUGUGGGGAAGGAAACUUGUGCAUCCAGGGUACAGACAACAGCUUCAGCUGCAUGUGCCCAUGUGCCGCCGGAAGCACCUGCCAGAGCGAAGGGAAUGCAGGGACAAGUGGAGGAGAUACCGACAGUGGAUCAUCGGGAGCUGAGACUGGUGGUAAUGGCGACAGCGGUGACAAUGGCGACAGCGGUGACAAUGGCGACAGCGGUGACAAUGGUGACAGCGGUGGUAAUGGCAACAGCGGAGACAGCAGUGGUACUGUUGAUAACAGUGGGGGGAAUACAAUCCCUCAGGUUGGUGGGGGUGGGUUGAAUGGGGGUUCAGGUGGAGGGUCUUCAUCGGGUGGGCCUGAAGCUACCCUACCAUGCACCCGUAUGAUGCAAGAAACAGGUAACUGCAGCAACCACGGGUACUGCGUUGAAGACAACACUGGGGCCACUUGCCGUUGUGAUAAUGGGUACCGUGGGCCAAGAUGUGAGCAAGAGGAUAGUGGCAAUCCAGAGAGUGGUGGGAGUGGUCAAUCGGGUGAUUCUGGUUCCAGCGGUCAAUCGGGUGAUUCUAGUUCCAGUGGUCAAUCGGGUGAUUCUGGUUCCAGCGGUCAAUCGGGUGAUUCUAGUUCCAGUGGUCAAUCGGGCGAUUCUGGUUCCAGCAGUCAAUCAGGUGAUUCUGGUUCCAGUGGUCAAUCUGGUGAUUCUAGUUCCAGCGGUCAAUCAGGGGAUUCGGGGUCUAGUGGCACCGUUACCAGGCCGUGUGUUGAAAUGAUGGAACAAACCGAGUACUGUAACGGUCGCGGAUACUGCGUUGAGGACGGUACCAGUGCAUUCUGUCGUUGCUACAACGGCUUCCGAGGCUCCACCUGUCAGCUUGUGGAUGAUCCUAGUUCAGGAACCGCCUCGGACGGGGAUUCUGGUAACACCGAUACUGGUUCUGAGACUGGCUCAGGAAAUACCCUACCUCAGGUCGGCCAAGGAUCCGGUAGUGGUAGUCAAGGCUCGGGUUCUUUAAGGAAUACCAAACCGUGUGUGGCUAUGAUGCGGGAGACAAAUAACUGCACGAACAAUCAAGGGUACUGUAUUGAAGACAUUCACGGUGCGCUGUGCUAUUGCCAUCGUGGCUUUCAAGGUGCUGUCUGUGAUGAACGCACUGAAGGCUAAAGUUGCAGUCACAAGGAACUCAACUUUUACAUAUCAUUAACACUGUCCUUGAUGGUUACACCUGUGUCUAUCGUUCGCUGUACAUGUAUUUAGUACUAAUGCUUCACAGACAUGGGGAUGGGGGAGGGGCCUGCAGUUUUCAUGUUAAUGAAGAAAUUGUAUAAUUUAAUACAUUGACAUUAUCUGGGAACAAAUUAAUCUAAGAAAGAUUAGCCUAUGAAAUACAAGUACAUGCAGAUGUUAUGCAAAAAAAUGCUUAGGUUUGAAAUGUUGCAUGAUAGAUUGAUAUGAGAUUUAUAUAUGUACAUCAAAAGUUAUUGUGUUAAAUUGGUGUUAAUUUGAUGUUCCUGGAAGCUAUGAUGGCCUAAAUCAUAUCAAGGACCUAACCAAAUGUGCCAACAUAUAGACUCCAAGGGUGUUAAGAUUACACAACAGUGUUUGCAGUGAGUUAAUGGAAAGGCCCCAUGAAACGACUAUGACGGGAAUUAAUUUUGCAGGAUUCGACUUUUAGCUGGGUAAUUGCUUUACCUUCACGAGGCAGAAUUCUCUACUAAACUUUCGCUAACACUAAGAAACUUGAUUAUUAUUUGGGGUGGGGGGUGCAGGAGAUAUGCCCUCCCGUCUUCAGCAGAUGACGAACUUAAGUUCCAGGAACACUUUUUGGGCAUAUAGUUAACGAACAAUUCUAACCAAAAAUCAUGCCUCUGCCUCUUCCGCGUCUUGUUUUGAUUUUUAAAGUUUUAAUUUCCCUGCCGGCAGGAAAGAAGUCUAUAACUUUUUAUAUCAUAGAUGUUGUGUUCAUUCUUUAUGCGGUGUGGUAAAGGCAUAUAUAUGAAUAUUAUUCUGUACUUCAUACUAAUCAGUUGGCAUGUAAAAUACGUACAUCUAUUAGUUAACAGUAUAACAUGUUAAAUAAGAAAUGGACUUUCAUCUUACCUUUAAACUGAAGAUAAAUAAGUCCAAAGAAAACUUGACUGGGAGCCAUUUAUAAGAUGGAACGUUAUACUCCAGAGUGACUUUUCACUGCAAACUUCUGGAGUGUAUGUAGUUGAUGAUACAUGAUGAUUAAUAUGGAAUAAUGGUUCUUGCUUCUAUUACUCUAUGAUUCAGAAUAAAAUAUAGUAAAGACGCAAAAGAUUGGUCAAUAACUUGAA